Messenger RNA from Capronia coronata CBS 617.96, 597 nucleotides. RefSeq names its product large subunit ribosomal protein L24e. The record is from RefSeq and is a predicted model, not a curated record. Gene Ontology annotation, cellular component: nucleolus. The transcript has 2 exons. Lineage: Eukaryota; Fungi; Ascomycota; Eurotiomycetes; Chaetothyriales; Herpotrichiellaceae. The coding region runs from base 1 to 597 and encodes 198 amino acids. Gene Ontology annotation, biological process: ribosomal large subunit biogenesis.
AUGAGGAUCGAGACAUGCCAUCUGUGCUCUCGUCCAGUCUACCCGUCGAAAGGAAUCACAUUCGUCCGCAACGAUGCCAAAGUCUUCCGGUUCUGUCGGUCCAAAUGCCAUAAAAACUUCAAGAUGAAGCGACAGCCGCGCAAACUCAAGUGGACCAAGACAUCGCGUGCGCUGCGUGGCAAGGAAAUGAUCGUCGACCAGAACCUGCUGCUUUCCCAAUUUGCCAAGAGACGCAACGUCCCUGUGAAAUACGACCGGAACUUGGUCGCCGCCACGAUGAAGGCAAUCGAGAGGAUCGAGGAGAUCAGAUCGCGACGCGAGCGUGUCUACACGAGAAAGAGGCUCAGCGGCAAGGCCCAGCGCGAAGCGAAGAGACGGCAGGACCUCAAGGUCAUCGCGCAAGGAGAAAACCUCAUCCGCAAGGAACUCGCGGAUCUCGAGGCCGCGCGUGCCGAGACGGAGCCCAUGGCCGAACAUGUCAAGGUGGAGGUCGAGAUGGAGAAGUCCAGAGUCGUCGGCGAAGAGAGACUGCGCCAGAAGAAGAAGAGGAAGAUGCUUGUUGGUGGCGGCACGGAGGAGGAGAUGGAUUUGGAUUGA